ACUGCACCGCCUUCACAACUAAGCUUCAAAUACAUGUAGACUGACGCUAGUUGGCCAGCGGCACCGACCGAAACCAACAGCAGAAGAGAGCUUUGUCGACCGGGUUACGCCACCUGGCACUCGCACUUAUUCGGCAUUGAUUUUGGGGUUACGUUUAAUCCGAUAUAAGACGUUUAAUUCACGAGGAAAGUGAGCGUUAUUGAGCGAGUGUGUAAUAUUUGACGUUUAACACCGCGCAUACGUAGUUUGGGCUUGCUAGCCGGCUAACUCUGCUAGCCAGAGAAAGAAAAAAGCCGUCGGGUUUGACCUACCGUUAGUUAUUUCACCGAGAGCGAAGCAUCUCUGUGUUUCUUCAUUUGGGAUCGAAACACCGCCAACUUAGAGAGCAGAACACCAAGACAGGAUGGCUCUGAAAAGGAUUCACAAGGAGCUUAACGACCUGGCUCGUGACCCUCCAGCACAGUGCUCAGCUGGCCCAGUGGGUGAUGACAUGUUUCACUGGCAAGCCACAAUCAUGGGGCCUAGUGACAGUCCAUAUCAGGGAGGUGUUUUCUUCUUGACGAUUCAUUUUCCAACAGACUACCCCUUCAAACCCCCCAAGGUUGCGUUUACGACAAGAAUUUACCACCCAAAUAUUAACAGUAACGGCAGUAUCUGUCUGGAUAUUCUCAGAUCACAGUGGUCUCCUGCGCUUACUAUUUCUAAAGUUCUUCUCUCCAUUUGCUCACUCCUAUGUGACCCAAACCCUGAUGACCCGCUAGUGCCAGAGAUCGCACGAAUCUACAAAACAGAUAGUCAGAAAUACACCAAAAUGGCAAAAGAAUGGACACAAAAAUACGCAAUGUGAUGGGAUCGUUUGGAACGCUGGUGAAAAUGUGGUUGCUGGUUCAAACUUAAAAUUUUGGGAUUCUGUUUUACUUUUUCACUUUAUUAUUAUUUUUUUUGUUUUUCUUUUGUUUUGUUCUUUUUGGUUAAUCAGAGCAUUUUACCCCUCCUUUUCCCACCUGCGCGCUCAUAAGAAGAUAGUGUUUUCUCUCUAGGACAUGUGCCAGUUUCUGUAAAGUUUCGACUCCUGUUUUAUACAGAGUUCAAAUAAAAAAAUGUAUAUAAAUCACGAAAACUAUCGUGGUCUAUAGACUCGGCUUGAGCAUGCACCGGUAAGAGUUUUCAACCCAAAAUUGGUGAUGAUAGUCAUUUACUCUGCACACACUUGGUAGAAUCUGAUGCAGCUGGUCUCCUCAUGCUGAGCAGCAUCAACCCUACGCUGAUCCACUUGUACACAGACUGGAUCCUCUGGGGUUGAUACUUCGUCAUAGGCCGGGCUUCUUUGAGCAUUUGGGGCAAAGUCUGUGUUUUGCCAUUGUUGUAAAUUUUGAAUUCUCAAAUUGGCAGUAUUCUGCUGCACUUAAGGAAAAAACAAAUACAAAUCUGUGACAAUGAAGAAACUGUUUAGUGGACCCUGUCUGCCUCCAGGACCGGUGCGAUGUCAGUUUGUUCUUCUGAUGCAUAGUAAAUGAAGUUUAUUAUCUGAGGAAAGAAGUGUAUCUUAUUCCACUAUCAAAGUGUGUACAGAGAAGCACAGCAGUAUAUAUCAAUGUUAAAGAAACAAAUGUAAGAACUUCAAUGUUGUAUUUUAUGCAUGUUAAUAAAGGUAGGCUAUAUUAUCUGAUAUGUUUCUGCAAAUUAUGUGGAUUGUAAGGUUGAACAGUUGGAAAAAAUUUGGUUCCCCUCAAAGGCUUUCUACUUCUUUUUGUUAUUUAGAAGCCAGUAGUUGAGCUCUUAGUUUUACACCCACUCGAACACUGUCUUCUUGUAGCCCUAAAAAUAUGAUGCAAAGCUGAUGGUUGAUAAUCAACUUGUCGCUCUGUUUCUUUUUAGUUUCCCUUCAAUAAAGUUACUUAAACCAUAAAA
Messenger RNA from Oreochromis aureus, 1911 nucleotides. RefSeq names its product ubiquitin-conjugating enzyme E2 D2-like. The record is from RefSeq and is a predicted model, not a curated record. Gene Ontology annotation, cellular component: nucleus. Gene Ontology annotation, molecular function: ubiquitin conjugating enzyme activity. NCBI's taxonomy places the organism in Eukaryota, Metazoa, Chordata, Actinopteri, Cichliformes, Cichlidae. Gene Ontology annotation, biological process: ubiquitin-dependent protein catabolic process; protein polyubiquitination. Bases 404 to 847 code for a protein of 147 amino acids. The transcript has 7 exons.